ACGGCUCGUUGUGUUGUUUUUAUUAUCAGCUGUUCGUCGGGAUCUAUAUUGCGCUAUUAUUAUUACUUGCGAGGAAUAAAUGCGCAAAACUACCAAAGAUUUAUUUUUAAGAAGCGUCGGAAAACGUUUACUCUCUAAAGAAGCAGGUACUGCAGAGGCUUUGCAAGUUGGAACUGGACCCCUACUGCUUGCAACUUCACUUGCAUGCCAGGCAAACAAGUUCACCAUCGAAUAUUCAGUACAAUCACCCUUAGCUUAUAACAAUGUUACAACGGCUCACAAACCUGCUCUUUGGAAGCUUGAGUGAAACAACUCAGGAAGCAACUGUACCAAAGCCAAUGUCUCCAGAGGUGGACGAGGAAGGAUGGCUUCUGGUUAAUGCACCUGGUUCGGACACAGGAGUCGUCGGGAAACAACGAACCAGUUCAGAUGGAGAGGCAUCCUCUGAAUCCAGUGAGGUCCAUUCCAUCCCAUCUUUAUCCAAGUUAAUAGGAAGUCCAUCGAGCACAGAGAAGUGUGCUGCCAGCUUGAUCAAUGAUGCAAGCAUUGUAAAACCAGAAUUCCCUGUUGCUAGAAGCAGUGGGCGGGCAUCUCAGAGGUUGGUCUCUCAGGCCGGGGCUCUGGUCAAAGUAACCCAGGUGGGCAGGGUACAGCGGGCUCAGGCUCAGGCCAACCACCACAAUCUUGGCAGCAAUUGCAUUCUGCGUCAGAACCAUGUUCGCCAGCGUCUUCCUCAACACUACUCUCGCAUUCAUCACAUGAUCCUCCACCAGCCUGGCCAUCGCAAUUUAUGUCACUAAGAUACAGAGAAAGCACAAACCAACAUUGCACUUAACAGAGCGCUUAACACAACAUGCAAGGAAACAACAAACAUGCAAGUGCCAUGGUUGGAAAUAAAAGCUUGAUAUCAUAAGAACAUUUCAGAACCAUUUUCUUUAAUUACAGUGUAGUGCAUAAUAAAUUCAAUGGCAGCUAAAUAUAUGUUUCCAAAACAUAUGUUGGCCACUAGAAAGUCAUGUCUGAUUUUACCUACUAGUGUACAAUUUUUAGACUGUUAUGCAACAGUAAAAUUGCAUUUAAUGAAAUCAAAUUUACCUUGCUGAAGAGAGUUUUGAGUUUGACUCUCCCAGAAAAUGGACAAAUUUUUGAUAGACAGAACUGUUUCUAGCCUUUCACAUGCUAGUUUUGCUAAUCAAAGUUCUGAUUUAGAAUCUAUUGGGCUAUUUUUGUCAUUCGUUUGUUAAUUAAAACAGAAAGAAAAAAUAAUUCGGACUGAGCAGUAAUGUUGGCCCAGGUCAUUGUCAAUAUGCAAUAUACAUAAACCUUUUUGGUGCAUUGGUAAUAUGAUUACUAGGAUUUUUAUGUUUUUUUUAUUUUUUAUGUUCUUUUCUAUAAUCAUAGUGAACCAUCAAACCGAUUUUAGAAAAGUAAUGUAUUAUUUUGAUUACUGGUGUCUUGAUUAUCAAUAAAGCAAAACGGUAAAUAGCUACCUGGAUAAUUUCAUGUUUGGAACAUUAAAGGGAUAGUUUACCCAAAAAUGAAAAUUCCCUCACAC
Molecule: messenger RNA, 1555 nt
Organism: Myxocyprinus asiaticus (Chinese sucker)
Lineage: Eukaryota; Metazoa; Chordata; Actinopteri; Cypriniformes; Catostomidae
Gene: tp53inp2a
Product: tumor protein p53 inducible nuclear protein 2
Exons: 5
Coding region: 264-800 (178 amino acids)
Biological process (GO): autophagosome assembly; positive regulation of DNA-templated transcription
Cellular component (GO): autophagosome; nucleus
Source: RefSeq, a predicted model, not a curated record